AUGACUAUCCCCAUCGCGACGAUUGUCUCCUUCCGAACCGCCUACAACCCCUUCUCUCGCGCUUCCCGGCCAUGCCGCCUCUUGUUGAGCAUGUUGCGCACACCGGAGACUAUCCCUACCAGCAGCCCAACUCACAUUGACAUCAAGGUCAAGCAAUUGCCGCGCAACUCCACCGAGGCACCAACCAUGACUAUCGGGUUCAAGGGCGGCAAGGAGCUUGUCCUUGAUGUUGGGAAGCGCGGAAUGAAGAUUGGUGAUGUUAUCGAGGAGGUUUCCCGUGUUGGCCGAGCUCUCCAGCGUGAGGCUAGCUUGAAGAACUAG
Messenger RNA from Penicillium paradoxum, 321 nucleotides. RefSeq names its product mitochondrial 54S ribosomal mL53 protein. The transcript has a single exon. Lineage: Eukaryota; Fungi; Ascomycota; Eurotiomycetes; Eurotiales; Aspergillaceae. The coding region runs from base 1 to 321 and encodes 106 amino acids. The record is from RefSeq and is a predicted model, not a curated record.